AUGGCCCCCUCUCCUCAGUGUGCCGCUCUCAACGCUGCAUUCCAGCGCAAGGGCAUGUCCUACGGCCAGAUCGCGUCCCGCCUCGGCACGUCCGAGCAGCACGUUAUCGAUGUCUGCACUGGCGCAAAGCAGCCGACCCAGGCGGAGUUCGAGGGUCUCGCGCGUGUUCUCGACAUCACCGGCCCAGUGCCUCAGAGCCCCGCGCACCAGACCAGGUUCUAA
This is a messenger RNA of Peniophora sp. CBMAI 1063, 222 nucleotides long. The record is from the annotation of a GenBank genome assembly. NCBI's taxonomy places the organism in Eukaryota, Fungi, Basidiomycota, Agaricomycetes, Russulales, Peniophoraceae.